AUGGCAGCGCGCCGGAAAGCACUUUUUAUAAUACAUUGUUCUAAAUGGGAGUCCGCUCACUUGUCGGAAGAGCACCGAUCGGCAGCGCAACGAAGCGACCGGAAUUCUAUGUUGGGUAUAUUUUUCCGCUGCCGUACGCUGCCGAUUGCGGUGCUACGCUGCGCGCUGGCUAAUGUGCGAUACGUAGCGACCCAAAUAGGCAUUUUUUUGCAAGUAAACGUUUCAAGAUUAGUUUAGUAUUGUCUUUUGAAACACGAGCGCAAAAUGUCGGACGAAGAAGAAAAGCUCGUGGGUUUAGUUUCAAAAUAUGAAUUGUUGUUUGAUAUGUCAAACAAAAACUAUUCUAACACUGAAAUAAAAGACAAUAUUUGGAAGCAGAUAGGAGAACAAAUGAAUUGGCCAGCUUCAAAAUGUAAAGAUAAAUGGAAAAAACUAAGAGACAAUUUUCGCAAAGCCAUUAAAGCUCGUAAAACAAAGAGUGGGGAUGCUGCAAAAAAAAUUAGGCCCUGGAAGCUUGAACAACAGAUGGCUUUUCUUCUUCCACACAUCACUGAAAGACCUCAAACCUCAAACAUACAAACAACAGAGGAAGAAACUGGUAAUUCAAGUGAAGAGGAUUCUUACUCCAAUAUUAGUUCACCACCGCCCACUCCAUCGACUACAUCGACCUCAUCAGCCCCUAAGAAAAAAAUACAGAAAUGCCGUCAGAUGCCCCCAAAUAAUGUAGCAGAUGUGCUGCAAAACUACCUAUCAACUAAAGACAUAAGUAAAAAAAAAGUAGAAAAUAAUAACUCAAUAAGAAGUUUUUUCCUUAGUAUGUCGGAGGCAACUGAAAAUUUGCCGGCUCAUCUCCAAAUAGAGGUAAAAUCGAAAGUUUUUAAAGCUGUCAAUGAAGCUGAAUUAGCAGCUUUAUCUGAAAGACAACAUGUACAAUCAAAUAGAGCUGAAUAUCCACCAUAUCAACUCUCAUCUUUAUCAGGAACAUCUCGUCAGCAUUCAAAUAACUUUCAAGAUUCUGUGCUGUUGGCAAUACCUCAAACAUCACCAGACAUAAACCAUCAAUACUAUUCCUACACUCAACCAUCAUCAUCAUCAUGUCAACAGACACAGGCCCCACAAUUUUCCGAGGAUCUUACCAAUUUACAUAAUUUAGAUGAUUCACACUAGUUGCCUGAACACUUAUAAAAAUAAUUAGGAAAACUUUUAAUUUUAUUUUUUUUAUUAUAAUUUAGAAAAUGUUUUUUUUGAGUUUUUUUGCAUAUUAGAGGUGUACUUUUUUUGUAACAUUUUUUGUAUGAGAAUAAACAAGUAAUUUUAGAA
Molecule: messenger RNA, 1320 nt
Organism: Anthonomus grandis grandis
Lineage: Eukaryota; Metazoa; Arthropoda; Insecta; Coleoptera; Curculionidae
Exons: 2
Coding region: 265-1167 (300 amino acids)
Biological process (GO): regulation of transcription by RNA polymerase II
Cellular component (GO): transcription regulator complex; nucleus
Source: RefSeq, a predicted model, not a curated record